UGGCGUUGAGCAGCAGUCCGAACAGCGGGGUGAAUGACAGCCUCUGCGCUCCCUCCGCCCUUCGUUACUCACCUCACGGACGCGAGAGAGACGUCGCGCGCUCAUUCAUCACUCGCUCUCCGCGCGGAUGAGAGAGAUGCCUUUGAUGUCUCCCGAGUGAGAUUCACGUGAAGAGCUCAGAACUUUGGGUUUAUCGGAACGGGAGGGACCGGUUACUAGAGCCACCGGUAAACGACGGCACAUGCAUGAGCGCGCCACUUGCGAGCGGCGGUUUCCCGGUUUAGUUGGGGACGCAGGCGAGCAGCGCAACGAUGAUGGGACGCUUUGGAAAGGGAAGAUACUCUAGCUUUGUCUUCCUUUCAUUUCUGGUUCUCCUGCUGCCCUGUGCGAUGGCCAGAGGAUCACGUGAUGGCCUCUCAGCGAUGUCUGGAACACUGCCUCACUUUCUGCAGGAGCCUGAUGAUGCAUACAUUGUCAAGAGCAACCCAAUCAAGUUACGUUGCUGUGCCCGCCCUGCCCUCCAGAUCUUUUUUAAAUGCAAUGGAGAGUGGGUGCAUCAAAACCAGCACACCGCAUUGGAGAAUACUGAACUAGGAACUGGGCUUAAGAUCCGUGAAGUGAUGAUUAAUGUUUCCAGACAGCAGGUGGAGGACUUCCAUGGACCAGAAGACUACUGGUGUCUGUGUGUGGCCUGGAGUCAUCUGGGCACCUCCAAGAGUCGCAAAGCCACUGUCCGCAUCGCAUAUCUGAGGAAGAAUUUCGAACAGGAGCCACAAGGGUUGGAGGUGCCGAUCAAUGGCAUGAUUGUUCUCCAUUGCCGUCCACCAGAGGGAGUGCCUGCAGCUGAGGUUGAUUGGCUAAAGAAUGAAGAGCCGGUGAGUUUGCUUGAUGAUUUCAACAUUGACACUCGAGCUGACCACAACCUGAUCAUCAAUGAAGCAAGGCUCUCCGACUCGGGAAACUACACCUGCCUGGCCAGCAACAUUGUUGCUAGGAGACGUAGUGCCACAGCAACCGUCAUUGUGUUUGUGAAUGGAGGGUGGUCAUCCUGGGCAGACUGGUCAGAGUGUAACAUUCGCUGUGGGAGAGGAGUUCAGAAACGUACCCGGACCUGCACUAACCCCGCACCCCUUAACGGAGGGGCGUUCUGCGAGGGAAUGUCCAUUCAGAAGAGCACCUGCACCUCUCCCUGUCCAGUGGAUGGUGGCUGGUCAGAGUGGACUUUGUGGUCUGAGUGUAGUUCUGAAUGCGAGAGGCAGCGUACUAGAGAGUGUACAGACCCGGAGCCCAAAAAUGGAGGCAGACUGUGUGAUGGAGCAGCUCUAGACACGGACAACUGCACCGGAGACCUCUGCAUGCAAGACAGGAAGCUGCUCCACGAUGUGAAGGUCCCGCAAGCCGACAUUGAAAGCAAUAACGAUGUGGCGCUAUACUCCGGGCUGGCUGCGGGUGUGGUUACAGUUGUCAUGCUGGUUGUCGCAGUAACACUGUACAGGCGCAAUCAAAGCGAGUACGGUGUCGAUGUCAUCGACUCGUCAGCACUCACUGGAGGAUUUCAGUCCUUCAGCUUCAAAAGUGCCAGGCAAGGUAACCCUCUUUUAAUGAACUCCUCCAUUCCGCCGGAUCUGACCGUGUCACGAACUUACACCAGCCCCAUCUGUUUUCCCGACUCCAUGGAGAAAGAGCUCAUCCCUGAACCAGCACUCUUUGACCCGCUCCCUGACCUCAAAGUCAAAGUACACAGCUCUUUUAUGGUGUCCCUGGGUGUUUCAGAGAGGGCAGAGUAUCAUGCAAAGGCCCCGUCCCAAACCUUUCCUCGUGGUGUGGUGCAGGAGAUCGGAGGUGGAGGGGGAACGCUUGGUGGGAGGGGCAAGAGUCAACUGGCACCCAUUAAGCCAUCACUGGUAUCUAAUAUGUCAACUGGUAAACUACCACUCAGAACCAGCGGGGUGUUUGGGCAUGGCGGAGGACGACUGGUGGUGCCCAACACAGGUGUGAGUUUGCUGGUGCCUCAUGGAGCGAUUGAAGAGGACACAACCUGGGAACUGUACAUGAGUAUUACACAGCAGGACUCUAGUGCUUUGUCUGAUGAAGGUCAGGAGAUUCUUUUGAGUCCUGAGGUGACAUAUGGCCCACCUGGUCUGACCCUCUCAUGCCCUGUUGCCUUGACGAUAGCCCAUUGUGCAGAUGUGAGUUCAGAAGACUGGAGCAUCAGGCUGAAGAGACAGACCCAGGACAACAGUUGGGAGGAGGUCAUGACUGUGGAAGAGGAGAGCACCUCUUGUUACUGCCUGUUGGAUACUCAAUGCUGCCACCUGUUGGUGGAGAGGCCAGGCUGUUACGCUUUAGUGGGAGAGGCCCUUACUCAGGCAGCAGGAAAGAGACUCAGACUGGCUGUGUUUGGAAACAUGGAGCCCAACUUCCUCAACUACAGCAUUCGAGUGUACUGCGUGGACGAUACGCCCCACGCCUUACAGGAGGUGGUUUCGGUGGAACGGGGUCGAGGGGGGCGUCUCCUGGAGGAACCCAAGACCUUGCUCUUUAGAGCAAACUUUUUUAGUCUGCAGGUCUCCAUCCAGGACAUCCCCCAGUUCCUCUGGAGCAUCAAACCUUUUACCACCUGCCAGGAAUUCUCCUUCUCUCAGGUGUGGUGCAGUAACCAGUCUCCAUUGCAGUGUGCCUUUUCUCUGGAGCGCUACAGUCCAGCAGCUAAUCAGCUCUCCUGUAAGAUCACUGUUCGUCAGGUCAAAGGCCAUGAGCAGAUACUACAGGUCUACACCACCAUUGCUGAGAGUGAAAAAGACACAGUGCCAUUCUUCACACAAUCAGACUGCACCAUCACCUCCCAGACGGGUUCCAGGGCCUUCAAAAUCCCCCUCUCCAUCCGACAGCGGAUCUGUGCAACAUUCGACACAGCGAACGCCAAGGGCAAAGACUGGCAGCUCUUAGCACAGAAACUGCAUAUAGACAGAAACUUGGGUUAUUUUGCACGCCAGGCGAGCCCGUCUGCUGUGAUACUGAGUUUGUGGGAGGCUCAACAUCAGGAGAGGGGUGAUCUGGACUCUUUGGCUAGCGCUCUUGAGGAAAUCGGCAAAGUUCACUCCAAACACUCAACCUGCGUUGACACUUUGGACCGCAUCAACAAAACCAUUCCCUCCGCCAUCUCUACCAUGAACCGCAGCAAUGAGGAACUAGACACUGAACAAACAUAAAAACUAGUUCCUUGGGAAUGAAGAGUAAAACAUAGUCCUUAUCGGAGAGAAGAGGGUACAUCGGUGGGAGAGAGGAGGGGUUGCCCAUCCCUACAGAUGCCCCUUCUCUCCUUGACUGACAAAAACGGGGUGUAAAAGAUAGGCCGCCACCAAAAGAGAAGCUUCAGCGAUUCACAUAAAUUCACACACACACACACACACACAUACUAGUAUUCCUAUACCAUACCCUUAAACGCAUUAGAACAAACUGACUUAUUCACUGGGCUUGUCUGAUGAAAUUUUGCAGCUAAAGAUUGUGGGUAUGCUUUCAUGACAUCAUUUGAUUCAGUAGAUGCAAACUGCGAAGUUACAACAGCCUAAAUGUGUGACCACAGACUUGGGCAUCCUAGCCUGUGUGACUAGGCCGGGCUGCCUCGAUGCUUUGGAGUGUUGAAGAAUGUGUCGUUGUAUUGUGGGAUACUUUUCUUUAUGUCUUUCUGUUUAAAAACCAAAAUGGUUGUUUGCAUUUCUGAGUAAUUUUCUGAUUGCAAAUAGAUAAAAAAAAAAAAAUAUGUACUAUUGAAUACCAUUAAAGCCUGUUGGAUAGCAACCAGUGUAAACUGAUAUAUAUAGAUAUGUAUUAAUAUACUCAGUUUACGGUGUAAACUGAUAAAUAUACUCACAAAGAUUACACAAAACAAAUAAUUUGGUAUACAACACUUACUUUUGCAGUCUAUCAAAAUAUACAAUAUUGCUUUUGUGUGUCUAAGGGAAGAAAUACAAGAGAAAAUGUAUAAUGCGCUGAGAAAGUGUAUUCUGUAGUUAUGAAUAUGAUUAUACAGUUAUAGCCUGCUCAGGCUGACUGCUGAUUG
Messenger RNA from Xyrauchen texanus (razorback sucker), 4063 nucleotides. Its product is annotated as netrin receptor UNC5D-like. Bases 312 to 3212 code for a protein of 966 amino acids. Gene Ontology annotation, cellular component: membrane. The record is from RefSeq and is a predicted model, not a curated record. Gene Ontology annotation, molecular function: protein binding; netrin receptor activity. The transcript is spliced from 17 exons. Gene Ontology annotation, biological process: netrin-activated signaling pathway. Lineage: Eukaryota; Metazoa; Chordata; Actinopteri; Cypriniformes; Catostomidae.